Molecule: messenger RNA, 1714 nt
Organism: Oxyura jamaicensis (ruddy duck)
Lineage: Eukaryota; Metazoa; Chordata; Aves; Anseriformes; Anatidae
Gene: SMPDL3B
Product: sphingomyelin phosphodiesterase acid like 3B
Exons: 7
Coding region: 102-1526 (474 amino acids)
Biological process (GO): sphingomyelin catabolic process
Molecular function (GO): sphingomyelin phosphodiesterase activity
Source: RefSeq, a predicted model, not a curated record
GCACGGCACUGCUCGGCUGGGCAGGGUACGGCUCGUCACGGCAGGGCACGUCUCUGCCCGGUUCGGCAGGGCACGGCUCGGCACGGCAGCUGCUGGCCGGCAUGAAGGCGGCCGUGCUCCUCCUGCUGUGGCCGCUGGCCCUGGCAGGUGAGCGGAGGGACCGCGCCCCGCCGCCCGGCCGGCGGCCCCGAGCGGCGUCGGGGCGCUUCUGGCACGUCACGGACCUGCACUGGGACCCCGAGUACGAGGCGGCGGCGGCGGCCGGGCGGGGCUGCCCCUCGGGCGGCGCGCAGGCCGGGCCGGGCGCUGGGCCGUGGGGCAGCUACCUGUGCGACGCGCCCUGGCGCCUGCUCAACUCCUCCGUCUUCGCCAUGCGCGGCCUCCUGCGGCGGCCGGACUUCGUGCUGUGGACCGGAGAUGAUACUCCUCAUGUCCCCAACGAGAGUCUUGGAGAAGAAAAGGUUCUGCACAUAAUUGAAAAUCUGACCUCUCUGAUAAAACAGGUAUUUCCAGAUACUAAAGUCUAUGCGGCUAUGGGCAAUCAUGACUUCCACCCCAAGAAUCAGUUUCCAGGAAAGGGGCACAGGAUCUACAACCAAACAGCUGAAAUGUGGCGUCCCUGGUUGAAUGAAGCUUCUGUUCCUCGGUUCAGAGCAGGAGCCUUCUACAGUGAGAAGCUGCCCAGCCCAAAUACAAGGGGGCGAAUGAUUGUUCUCAAUACCAAUCUGUACUAUGAUCAGAAUAGUGAGACAGCUGGCAAGGAAGAUCCUGGAGGGCAGUUCCAGUGGCUGGAAGAAACGCUGACCAAUGCCUCUAAAGCAGAAGAAAUGGUCUACAUUGUGGGGCACGUCCCUCCUGGUUUCUUCGAGAAGAAACGAGGCAAGCCCUGGUUCCGGAGUGAUUUUAAUAAACGAUAUUUGAAAAUUGUGCAGAAGCACCACAGAGUGAUUGCUGCCCAGUUUUUUGGACACCAUCACACAGACAGCUUUCGGAUGUUUUACAGUGAUACAGGUUCUCCAAUCAAUGUCAUGUUCUUGGCCCCUGGAGUGACUCCCUGGAAAACAACAUUACCUGGAGUGAACAAUGGAGCCAACAACCCUGGCAUCCGGGUGAUUGACUAUGAUCCCAACACACUUCAAGUGCAGGAUGUGGUGACUUACUACUUGAACUUAACACAUGCCAACAUGAUGGGCCCAAUAUGGGAGGAAGAGUAUAGGCUGACGAAAGCCUUCCAAAUCCCAGAUGGCUCUGCACACUCCAUGCAGACAGUGCUGGAGAGGAUAUCAACGGAUGCAAAGUACCUACAGCAAUAUUAUGAAUUUAAUUCUGUCAAAUAUGACCUCGACCUGUGUGGGGAGGACUGCCGUGUUGACCAUGUUUGUGCCAUCAGGGAAAUUGAUUUUAUAAGAUAUGAUGAGUGUGUUAAAGCCAACAGCUCUACUACUGCCAUCACCAGUGUUUGCCUUUUAUUACUCUGCUUGCUUUUAGGGGCUCUUCAGCCCCCAGCAAGCAGUCUCAUGACUUAGAUCAAGAAUGAAUGAGGAGAGGACAGUUUCACAGUGAAUUAGCAAUUGUGAAUGCUUUUGGAAUUGAGAACUUAUUUGGAAACUAAGAAAAAAUCAGCGUCUUUUAGUAAAAGUUCUAUGAUGUUGAUUAGACUACUUCUAGAAAGGCUCAAUGAAUCAGUGAUUGCUAUUUGCCUUUUUGUAACAGA